Homalodisca vitripennis (glassy-winged sharpshooter) is the source of this 1199-nucleotide messenger RNA. It is a transcript of the gene SpdS, whose product is annotated as spermidine synthase. The coding region runs from base 80 to 949 and encodes 289 amino acids. Lineage: Eukaryota; Metazoa; Arthropoda; Insecta; Hemiptera; Cicadellidae. The record is from RefSeq and is a predicted model, not a curated record. Gene Ontology annotation, cellular component: cytosol. Gene Ontology annotation, biological process: spermidine biosynthetic process. Gene Ontology annotation, molecular function: spermidine synthase activity. The transcript has 6 exons.
AGUUGGAUCCAUCUGUUGAAUUGGGCGUUAUUGCCACUUUGUCGUGAAACUUUAAACUUUGUUAUUGUAACAGUUGCUGAUGGACAGUUUGAAGGCAGGAUGGUUCAGUGAACUCAAUGACCUCUGGCCAGGAAUGUGCCUCUCACUGCAGGUGGAUAAGGUUCUGCACAAGGAGAAGUCCAAGUACCAAGACAUCAUGGUGCUUCAAACGAAAAACCAUGGCAAAGCCUUAAUUCUGGAUGGCAUCAUUCAGUGCACGGAAACUGACGAGUUCUCAUAUCAAGAAAUGAUUUCAUUCCUGCCUCUAUGCAGCCAUCCUGCUCCUAAAAAGGUACUGAUAGUGGGUGGCGGAGACGGAGGUGUGGCCCGGGAGGUGGCCAAACACCCCGCCGUGGAGGAGAUCACACAAGUGGAAAUAGACGAGGGAGUUCUGCGAGUGUCCAGGGAACAUCUCCCAUUCAUGGGCUGUGGUCUGGAUCAUCCCAAGCUCACUUUAUAUGUUGAAGAUGGCUUUAAAUUUAUGGCCGACCACAGGGAGCAGUUUGACGUCAUCAUUACUGACUCCUCAGAUCCCGUAGGGCCUGCAGUAUCACUGUUCCAGAAGAGCUAUUUCUCAUUGAUGCAACAAGCUCUGAGGCCAGGAGGUAUAGUGUGUAGCCAGGCCGGGACUGUGUGGGCUAGCCUAGACCACGUGUGUCAGACGUUUAACCAUUGCCACCAGGUAUUUCCCAGGACAGCAUAUGCCAUCACUUCAGUGCCUACCUACCCUACUGGCCAGAUUGGAUUUGUGUUGGGCAGUUUGAAUCAGGAAACAAAUUUUAAGGAGCCACUGAGGAUAUUCUCCGAGGAAGAGUUGGACCAGAUGGGGCUGCGCUACUACAGCGCAGAGGUGCAUCGUGCAGCAUUCAGUCUACCUCGGUUCGCGCAGCAGGCCCUCUCUUUGCGCUAGUAGUAUCCGCCUCGCCCCAUGUUGUAAUAGGCUGCUGACAACAUGAACAAACAUUUUUUUAUAUUAAAUAUGAAGUUUAUUUUAUAUACAGAUUUUAUAACACUAUUUUUAUAAGUCUAUAUUGUUCUCAUGUUAAAGGUUUUAAAAUAACUUUACUUUACAAAGGGGAGAUCUCUUGUUGUUCGGUUAUAAGUCAUGGUUCCCACCUCACUAUUAUUUUUAUGAAAUAAAAUGUACUUAAGAAAGAAAA